AUGGCUGACGUGAUCCAACAACAGGGUGGCCCACUGCAGAAAGUGAUCAUCAAGUAUCCUGAAGUAGAGAAGCAGAGAGAGAAUUUCAACCAAACUCCUGAGAUGAAGUGUCUAGAAUUUGAAGUUGAUAUCAAAUACUUUAGAAAAUCCCGGACCACCGGUCACAACGUCUCAUACUACUGCAACUACGCAGACUCCCCAGCUGUUGUCGACUCUUUCUCAAAGUUCAUCUGUAAGGGAGACGAUCCACGCGUGUGUCAGACCAUCGUGAACUCCUCAACGCCUGAGAACGAAAGGUUUUCAAUGAAAGACGAGAAAGAUCACAGAAAUAUCAUAGUAACCAUGAGAGAGCUGACAGUGAAAGACAGCGGGUCGUACUGGUGUGGAGCAGAAACCUCCGACGGAGAAGGCGGGAAAAUCUUCUUCAAAAAACUCUCUCUGACAGUCGGGCCUGCACAGUCAUCCUCCUCAGCCUCUCCUUUAAUCCUGACGACUGAACCUUCUGUGGGGAGUCACAGCGGCUCUCAGGCCCACAUCAGUGUGGUCAUCCGUGUCGUCCUGGUGCUGCUGCUGCUGCUGCUUGUGCCAGUUUCAACUCUCAUCUACAAACGAUGUUCAGCGUCAAAAACCUCAGCAGCACCGAAUAGAAACAGCACCAAGGAGGAUUCCAUCUAUGAGGAGAUGAAAGCACGCCCCCCCCCCAUGCCAGACUAUGUCAACAUGCCCAUUGGAGCGGCGAGUGACGUAGACGGAUGAUCUACAGCAAACCUUCCCACAAUGCACCCCGUCUCCCUCUAUCACACCACCAUCAACAUUCAGAGGCGCCCUGAUCGAGACGCUGAUGAUUCAAAGAUCCACAAGCACGAGUCCUGCCAAUAUGUGGCUGUGAAGUGUAAAGUGCCAUG
This is a messenger RNA of Salarias fasciatus (jewelled blenny), 905 nucleotides long. Its product is annotated as CMRF35-like molecule 1. The record is from RefSeq and is a predicted model, not a curated record. Bases 1 to 756 code for a protein of 251 amino acids. Gene Ontology annotation, cellular component: plasma membrane. The transcript has 7 exons. Gene Ontology annotation, molecular function: transmembrane signaling receptor activity. NCBI's taxonomy places the organism in Eukaryota, Metazoa, Chordata, Actinopteri, Blenniiformes, Blenniidae.